GCUGCCUCUGGCUGCUGUUGCUGCCAGCUUAAACGGCUGCUGGUGGUCACGGCAAGUGCCAGUAAUAAUAAUGUUCGGCUAUUGUGAGCAUCGCAGUAGCAACGGUUUUUUUUUAAUCGAGCAAACGAGUGAACGUGAAGCGUAUAUUUAAAUAAAAAAUUAUAUUCGCGCGUAGAUGACUAAGCCGCAUUCGGGAAUUAACCAAACAUUUUUGGAUAUAAAAAUCUGAAAUACGUUAGGACAACCAGAUUUUAAUACACAAAAUUUUAAAUUCAAACUACAUUACGGGCCCCCUGAAAUGAAAAAAAACUAGUGUUAGUGACAUAUGUUCUUUUUAAUUCGCCAAUAAAACUAUUAUCAUGGUUUGUGGGAAUUUCACAAUACAACGACCCACUCUCCAGCGAUGCAAUUUUUUUGUUGUGCUUUCGUGAUGUACAAUACGACUUUUCCAGCUAAUAUUAAUUAGCAGAUACACGUUGCGUUUCGUUGUGAUUUUCUGAGAAAUCGUUAAAGUCUUCGCAUCGGCUAAAAAAAUAAAGUCGUACAAGCUGCCGCAGCUGUUUCUGAGUGUCUUUUUCGAUAUCAGCGUAUUUCCAACUUCGGUUUGGUGCGCGUGAGUCACACUACGAUGUGUGCUCUGAAAUAUUCAUAACGUCCAAAACAAAGUGCGACAAGUCAACGUCACGCUGCCUGCGCUGUAUCGCUUAAAAAUUGAGUGAAUUAAGCAAAGAGAUUGAACUGUAUUCAUUUAUGUUAAUUUGUCGCUUAAUCAUUUAUUAACUAAUUCGCUGAUUUUACGUAUAUAAAUACCUUAGUAUCUAGAAAUGUAGGCAAACUGUAAUUAAAAAUCAGUGAUCAUUUCAAAGUUUCCGGUAACACUUGGGGAAAAUCCAACAUUUUCGGAAGUUAAAGUGACACUACCAAAUAAAUCUUGAAUAAAUAAGCAACAAGAAACAAACUGAAUCGGGUUGAGUGGGAUUCCCUAAUAUUAUGAAAGGAAUAUUUAUAUUUUUUAGCGGUUGAAUGGAAAAAAGAAACGCCUUUCAAUAAAUGCCCAGUGAAUAAUUUAUGCCAAAACAGUUUUAUUUGAAGCAACUAAAUACAUAAUUCUUGAAAUAUAAACAACAUACUUGUAAAGUGAAUAGUGCAAUCGAAGUGCAACUUCUGCUUACCUUCGGUCCUCAGAAGUCGCAAAGCUGAAGAUAAAAACUACACCGAGUAAUCCCGCCGCCGUCGCUUCCCUUAACGCCGCCCCAUUUCAGCAGCUACCAACCUCAUCACACAACGUCACCCACGCUCAACAAUUUACACCGCCCUCGGCGCAGCUGCAGCCGCAGCUACAGUCACAAGUUGAACAAAACAAUCCCAACGUGGCUGCCGUUGGUUGUCUUCGUUCCAUUUCUUCCGUCACCGUAUAUCCGCAGGCCGCCAAAAUUGCUCCUUAUCAACGGCGAAUGCAUUUGCCCAGCGCAGCUGCUGCGGUGUACAGCGGCGGUUCAACGUCUGGCGGGCUCGGCGGCGGUGGGGGAGUUGGUGGUAUUGGCAUCGGUGUUGGUGUUGGUAUCGGCGAUGCCGUCGGCCACAACGUCAGCGGCCUGAUUGGCACUGGUGCCGCAAUGAUCACAUCAUCUACCUCGCCAAUGGGUUGGUGUGAAGCCGCUUCAGUGCCACAACCGAUUCCACCCAGUAAUGCCAGCGUAGGUAGUAGUUCACCCAUUGGUGGUGCCAGCAAUGGUACGGCGCACAGUAGUAAUAGUAAUACAAAUAGCAGCAGCAACAACAAUCAUGCACACGGUAACAAUAAUCAUAGUAGUAGUAACAAUAAUGCUGGAUAUCAAGAUUUGUGGUGGACGGAAAGAAUGGUGGAUAUGGCCCACGAGAAGUUUCCCAACGAGUUAGUUCGUACCAGCAAUCCAUAUUUCUUGUGCUCUAAAUUACCCCCGCAUUGGCGCUCCAACAAAACGUUGCCCAACUCCUUCAAAGUAGUGGCACUCGUGGAAGUCGGCGACGGCACACUGGUGACGAUACGGGCUGGAAACGACGAGAAUUGCUGCGCUGAACUGAGGAACUGCACGGCGGUGAUGAAGGAUCAUGUGGCCAAGUUUAAUGAUCUGCGCUUUGUGGGACGCAGCGGCAGAGGUAAAAGCUUUACGCUUACAAUCACCGUCAACACCAGCCCAAUACAGGUGGCCACCUAUGCCAAAGCUAUUAAAGUCACCGUUGAUGGGCCGCGUGAGCCGCGAUCCAAGACAAGUAAGUUGGGUAAACCUGUUCGAAAGAGGAUCCCGAUACCUAGACAUUCUCCUUCUCCCACAAUUACUACUACUGUCAGUUCUACCAACACAAACACUUGCCAAACAGCUUCUCGCGAAUUACAAAUAAUGGACUCACAAUCACCAAUCAAACAUUCCCCUCACACACCGCUAUCGCCACUAUUUGAGCAGAGUGAUUGUGGUGAUUCCAUGGCAUAUAACG
Rhagoletis zephyria (snowberry fruit fly) is the source of this 2475-nucleotide messenger RNA. RefSeq names its product protein lozenge-like. The record is from RefSeq and is a predicted model, not a curated record. NCBI's taxonomy places the organism in Eukaryota, Metazoa, Arthropoda, Insecta, Diptera, Tephritidae. Gene Ontology annotation, cellular component: nucleus. Gene Ontology annotation, biological process: regulation of DNA-templated transcription. Gene Ontology annotation, molecular function: ATP binding; RNA polymerase II cis-regulatory region sequence-specific DNA binding; DNA-binding transcription factor activity, RNA polymerase II-specific.